AUGAUGGAAAGUAAGAUUCGACUGCCUCAGUUGAAGAACUUUCGUCAAAGUGCUGCACCGCCUGAGGUUCCUUCCUUGAAUAUCCAACUAGGAGAUGAGAACACAUCCAAGAACACAAGCCCUGUUGCUGAAUUGGAUGGCAACUCAGUUGUACACAAGACAAUUCAGAUGUACAAUCAUAUGAAGUCGCAGUCUUCGCUAGUGGGAAACCAAGGUGUUCCAACUAUUGUAUCCAAGGACAGUGCGCAAAUCGAACUGCAGAUUGACCUGGCGAAGAAUUUUUACGAUGUAAAGAGUCUAUGGGAUCCGUCUGGUCCCUUGACCUACAGGAAUGGGAAGAGAUCUCAGCAUGAUUGUAUUGAUAUGGAACCAUUCACGUGCUCGUGUGUGAUGGACAUUCAAUCAAACUCGUUGAAGACUGAUGAUGGAGCAGCUGCCGUCAUCACUUGCGAAGAACUGAUUGCUUGUCCAAUGCUUCUCAGCUUGACAGCAUGGACAUCAACCGAUGAUAAUCACGGAGAGGACAUUGGUAUCUAUGAUGGUAGCGAUCUUACCCAAGCUAUCAGUGUCCCUGAGAAAGAAACGAACAACUCAGUCCACGGAGAAAGCGUCGUGAGCCUGGCAUCUUCACGCUCUCAAGACAUAUGCGAUGCUGGAAUGGACGGCGAAAAGCCUGAUUGCGUUGUACAAUUGCUGCAGGAAUUGGGUUUGCAGGAUAUCAUUCCCAAUUUUGAGCUGAGAAGAAUUGGAUUGCAAGAACUUUCAAGGAUGUCAGACAAUGAUUUGAAAUUGCUUGGCAUCGACAAGCUUGGAAAAAGAGUAAAACUAAGGCAAAGAGCUCAAUUGCUCGUUACUUCUCCGAGCAAGGUUGAGUCACUAUCCUUGUACGGAUCUUCCUCUUCGUCAGCCUCAAGUUUGCCGCAAUUCGAUGAAAUCAAAAGUUCCUUGGAGAUUUUUGAUCGAAGACAAUCCUACGAGAUCCUAGAUGCGAUUGACCAUGAUCUUCAAGUGGAGCAGAUAGAAGAUCACCCUCUCAACAACCUCCGGUCAUUGAUCAUGGACGUUGAGACGAAGUGGAAGCAAGCUCUGGUCUCCUGGCAUGUCUUUCUGUCAUGUUGUACUGAUGCAUUUCUGGUGGAUAGGAGAGGCAGCAACAGGCCAGCAUGGAAGCAAAAAUCUACGAAAGACAACUCCGCAACCCGACUCUUCUUUUACUUGCCAAUUCUUUACAAGCAGAUUAUUAUCUCAAUGAAAUGA
Guillardia theta CCMP2712 is the source of this 1257-nucleotide messenger RNA. RefSeq lists its product as hypothetical. Gene Ontology annotation, molecular function: protein binding. The record is from RefSeq and is a predicted model, not a curated record. Lineage: Eukaryota; Cryptophyceae; Pyrenomonadales; Geminigeraceae. The transcript has 4 exons. The coding region runs from base 1 to 1257 and encodes 418 amino acids.